AUGUCCUCCGCUGUGCAUCACUCCCGCACCCUGCGUCAUGCACUGCCCCAUGACACUAACAAACCCGCCAAUAAGCAGUCACGCCUUCCGUUGCCGCCUGCCGCAUCGCAGCCGCAUCGCCCAGAAGGCACACAUGCCCCCACCUUCUUCCCCUCUCAGUUCAGUGCCUCCCCUCUCUCAUCCCGUCCACCCCUCACCACUCCCUCCCUCCCCUCUCUCAUCCGUCCUCCCUCUCUAGUCCCUCACUCUCCUCUCCCAUCCCGUCCUCUCCUCUCGCAUCCCUCCCGUCCCUCUCUCCUCCCAUCCCCCCCUCUCUCAUCCGUCCCUCUCCUUUCUCAUCCCGUCCUCUCCUCUGUCAACCCUCACUCACCUCUCUCGUUACGGCCUCCCCUUUCUCAUCCAUCACUCUCCACAAUUAUCCCGUCCUCGCCUCACUCAUCCCUCCCUCUCCUUUCCCAUCCCGUCCUCUCAUCUCAUAUCCCUCACUCUCGUCUCUGUUCCCUUCCUCCCCCUCAUACCCUCCUCUCCGAGUUCAGCCCUUCUCAUCCCCCUCUCUCCUCUCAGGACCGUGUCCACCUCCCUCUCCGUGUCCACCUCCCUCUCCGUGUCCACCUCCCUCUCCGUGUCCACCUCCCUCUCCGUGUCCACCUCCCUCUCCGUGUCCACCUCCCUCUCCACUAUCAUCUCGUCCGCUCCUCUAUCAUCUCGUCCUCUCCACUAUCAUCUCGUCCUCUCCUCUAUCAUCCCUCCGUCUACUCUCUCAUCCCUCCCAUCCCUUUCUCCUCCCGUCCCACACUCUCUCAUCCCUCCCUCUCCAUUCUCAUCCCGUACUCUCCUCUCUCGUCACGGCCUCCCCUCUCCCAUCCCGUCCUCUCCACUAGCAUCCCGUCCUCCCCACACUCAUGCCUCCCUCUCCUUUCCCAUCCCGUCCUCUCGCCUGUAAUCCCUCGCUCUCAUCUCUCAUCCCUCGCUCUCAUCUCUCGUCCCUCACUCUCAUCUCUCCUCCCGUCCUCUCCUCUCUCCUCCAGUCCUCUCCUCUCCCAUCUCGUCCUCCCCUCUCUCAUCCACCCCCUCUCUCAUCCCUCCCUCGCCACGCUCAUCCCGCGCCACGCCACGAUGUGGGAUCCCUGCCACCGCUGGGUGGCUGCCUCGCCACCCCGCUAUUGCAAUCGGCGCCACGCCGACGCGCCUCCUCAACGGCUUGCAUCGUCCAGCCGGCUCGCACUUCAACUUCCCCACAGGGCGCUCAUCGGCUUCACCCCAGGUCGCACCCCCCCUUUCCCCCAUGCCACACCUCCCUGUUCCCCCCCACAGAGCACCUUAUCACUCCCUCACAAUGCACUACCCCUCCCAUCCCUUUGCUUCCUCUCCCCUCCAAUCCCUUUUAUUCUCUUCGCUUCCCAUCCCUCGCCUUCCCUUCCACCGACCUCCCUGCACUUCCUAUGCCCCUCUCCUCACAUCCCUCUCCGCUCUCGUCCCGUCCCCCGCUCUCCCCUCCCUCUCCGCUCUGAUCCCUUACUCUGCUCACUCAUCCCUGCCCCGCCAUCCCUCCUCUCAUUUCUCGCGGAUCUAUCUCAUCCCGUCCACCACUCUCUCAUCCCGUCCUGCGCUCUCCCAUCCGUGACUCUCCGGUCUCUUCCCGUCCUCCGCUCUCUCAUCCCUCCCUCUCUGCUCUCAUCCCGCCCUCCCCUCUCUCAACAACUUCCCUCUUUGCUCUCAUCCUGUCCUCCGCAUGUGCUCAUCCCUCCCUCUCUGCUCUCAUCCCGCCCUCCCCUCUCUCAACAACUUCCCUCUUUGCUCUCAUCCCGUCGACCGCUCUCCCAUCCCUGCCCAUCCAUCCCUCAUCCCGUCCGCCGCUAUCUCUUCCCUUCCUCUCCUCUACUAUCCCCUCCUCCGCUCCCUCACGCCUCCCUCUCCUCAACUAGCCCGUCUGCCGCUCUCUCAUCACUCCCUAUGCCCGUGUUCCCCACUCCCCCGCAGGGCACGUGGCCCCUGUGUGCUUUACCAUGUGCCACAGUGAGUAAUGCGCCUCAACGGAACGCCCUCACACGUCCCCCCCUCCCUUCUCUCAUCCCCUCCUCCCAUCUCUCCUCCCCGCCUUCCCUCCCUCACCCGCUCCUCCCAUCGCUCAUCCCCUCCUCCCCUCUCUCAUACCCUCUUCCCUCUUUCAUCCGCUCCUCCCCUCCCUCAUACCCUCCCCCCCUCUCUCAUCCCCUCCACCCCUCCCUCAUCCCCUCCCUCUUUCUCUCAUUCCCGCCUCCCCAUCACUCCUCCCCUCCUUCCUUCUCUCAUCCCGUCCUCCCCUCUCUCAUUUCCUCCUCCCCUCUCUCAUCCCGUCCUCCCCUCUCUCAUCCCCUCCUCCCCUCUAUCAUCCCCUCCCCUCCUCCCCUCUCUCAUCCCUUGCUCCCCUCGGACCCCCAUGUUCCUCCUUCCUUCCCCUCAUUUCCCCCCUCCAAGCCUAUCACCGCCUAUCCUCCUUCCCCGUCUUUCACCCUCCUUUUUAAACUCCUCCCACCUAUAUUCCACCCCCCUCUCUCAUCCCUCCCCAUCCUCUCACAUCCCAUCUCCCCCUCGCUCAUUCCUCCCCCUCCCGCGAAGGCAGCUUUCCCAGACUCUCGGCCGCCAGCAGUAGUCGAGGGGAACUGGAAUAGGGCACGGGCCAGUUCGGCGGAAAGGGGUGAAGCUGUGUCUUAUGAAGUAGAUGCACUGUCCCGCUGCAUCUCUUCCUCGGUCUCCUCAAGAUCAUCCUCGCAAACCAUGCUGUGCGGCAGUUGGGAGGAGACAACAUUGCUAAAAAAGGGAGAGGGUGCAGACGAGGGCAGAGAGGGGCUAGGACAGGGUGCAACACAACACGAGGGUGUGACAGGGCGACAGAUUACUGAGGGGAGAGAGGGAAGGGAGGGGGGGGAGUGCAAGGGGUCGAGGGAGGGCAAGGAGGGGAGAGAGGGCUUUGAAGGGAUAGAGGGCUGGGAGCCGAAGAGGGGGAGGAGUUGGUUCGGGAGUUGCAUCUGUGAGGGGAGGAGAGAGCAGGGGGUUGAGAAAGGGAAGGCGGAGGGCGGAGUAAUGCAGGAUGGGGAGUGA
Molecule: messenger RNA, 3081 nt
Organism: Closterium sp. NIES-65
Lineage: Eukaryota; Viridiplantae; Streptophyta; Zygnematophyceae; Desmidiales; Closteriaceae
Source: the annotation of a GenBank genome assembly